Messenger RNA from Nomia melanderi (Alkali bee), 3162 nucleotides. Its product is annotated as Fanconi anemia group J protein homolog. Gene Ontology annotation, molecular function: hydrolase activity, acting on acid anhydrides, in phosphorus-containing anhydrides; DNA helicase activity; DNA binding. The record is from RefSeq and is a predicted model, not a curated record. Gene Ontology annotation, biological process: double-strand break repair involved in meiotic recombination; nucleotide-excision repair. Gene Ontology annotation, cellular component: nucleus. NCBI's taxonomy places the organism in Eukaryota, Metazoa, Arthropoda, Insecta, Hymenoptera, Halictidae.
UGUGGUUUGAUUCAAAAGAAGCUUCAGCGUUUCUGUUUGCACGUGUAGUUUCUGUUUUUUUGUAUUCGAUUGUUUGUGAAGAAUGUCAAGAUAUAUACUCUAAAGUACAGUACGGCAAAUACGGUACAUUGUGGUACAAAGGUGACCACGUGCUUCGCAUUUCAUUAAUUAUCGAUAACUGAUGAUCGUGGCUUAUGUGAUUACUGCAGUAAUUGGAUACAUCAUUUAUCUAGUGAUUAAAUUCAACGUCGAAGAGUGGUUCAAAGAAAGCAGAAUGAGUAAACUGAGUCUUAAGAAAGAUUAUAUGAGCAACAAAACACUCAAACAAUUUGAAAGCGAUUCAAUGUCUAGCCCAAGAAGUGCAAUUGAGAUUUCUAGUGAUGAAAGUGAUACUUCAAAAGUUGAUGACAUAUUAAAUUGUGAUGUAGAUUCAGAAGAUAUAUCGAUAUUACAUGAACAGUCUCAUGAUGAGACUCUGCUGAAGUUUACGAAAUCUACAGAUAGCGUACAAACGGAGGAGGAUGAGGAAAAUUCAAUGUUUGCAUCUACCUCGGGCAUAAAAGCCAAACAUUCUAUGUUUAGUUGGGAUCAGAAAAACACAAAUCUGAACAAAAAUAAUAAACAAACAUAUAGUGAUUCAGAUUCUGAUGAUAUCUACCAAAAUUUCCAAAGGCAUAAUAACAAACAAGGGAAGAAGCUCAAAAAGACUGAUACAACAGAAUUACCAUGCAAAAGUGAACAUACAGAAGAUGUUUGUCCUGAAGUAGCUAUACAAUAUGAACAAAUGAUAUCAGGAAUUAAAGUGAAGCUUCCCGUAAAACCAUAUUCUUGUCAAAUUGCUAUAGUAAAUAAGCUUAUACAAGCGUGCAAAGGAAAAGAAAAUUGUCUUUUGGAAAGUCCAACUGGAAGUGGAAAGACACUAGCUCUUCUCUGUGGGGUGCUCGCAUGGCACGAUCAGUACUCUGCGCAAGUGCGGGAGGCAAACGCGAAACUGGAGGAAGAGACCUACGGUUUCUCCGUUGAUGAAGAUUUUUCGAACUCCGACGAUAAUUGUGAUAAAAGAUGCAAGGAUGAAUGUGAUGAUGUGGAAGGCGACGAAAGUUGUUUCGAAAACGCCUUCAAGAACAAAAGAAAGAGAUUGAAAAUUCCAAAGAUAUACUAUGGCACAAGGACUCAUAAACAAAUUGAGCAAGUCGUAAGGGAGUUGAAGAAGACUGCGUACAAGCAUAAGAAAAUGACCAUUCUGAGCAGUCGAGAACACACUUGUAUACAAAAAUCCAAUAGAAAUAAGACAGACUUGUGUAAUGAUCUGCUGGACACUCAAAAGCACAGGGGAUGUCCAUAUUACAACGACAGCAACAAAAAGAUUCUUACGGAUUUCCGUGCAGUGGAAAGUCGUGGUUUGGGGCCAGUAUGGGACAUUGAAGAUCUGGUUGCUAUAGGGAAUAAUGAAGGUCUGUGUCCGUACUUUGCUGCGAGAAACCUAAUGCAGCACGCAGAUAUUAUUUUCUGUCCUUAUAAUUAUAUUGUUGACCCUAAUAUUCGUGAAAGUAUGCAACUCGAUUUAAAGGAGCAGGUAAUUAUUCUUGAUGAAGCCCACAAUAUAGAAGAUAGCUGCAGAGAGGUGGCUAGUGUCAAUUUCCGUGAAGAUCAUCUUCAGGCUACUGCUAUAGAAUGUGAGAGUCUCGCAAAACGGAGGCCCACUGAUGCUUUCACAUACACAACCAUAAAACUCUAUAUAUUAAAGCUACAUAAGUUCCUUAAGAGCAUUACACUUGACAAAGUUGAUUAUAAUCGUGAUAACAACCUGUCAAGCCCAUAUUGGACUGGAGCUGAGUUGAUGGAACUUUUUAAUAUGUACAACCUCGGAGAAUUUGAAUACCCUAAUUUUUUGACAGCCUGUAAUGCUGCAAUGCAGGAUAUGGUUAAAGCAAAGGAAGAAGGUCGGAAAAACUCUGAAAAGCCUAUUAUCUCUCCUAGUAGUAAAGUCUUAAUUGGACACCUGGUGUUUGCAUUGCGAAUGAUCACUUCCUCAGAGUUUAUGAAUGACUACAGGGCUUGUGUAAUUGAGACUACAGUGAAAGAUUUUAAAUAUGUAACAGACGACACGUGGUUGUCAACGAAAACGAAAGAGAACUGUGCUCGGGUCCUGAAACUGAUCUGCAUGAAUUCGGGAGUAAUCUUUUCGCCACUUGCUCAGGCGGCGCAUUGUAUAGUUCUCGCGUCUGGUACCCUAACUCCAACCGGCUCUUUCCAAAGUGAAUUGAACACGGCAUUUCCUCACGUGCUGAACACAGCGCAUGUGAUACCAAAGGAACAAGUGUACGCUACAUGCGUGCCAAAAGGACCAAACGGUGUUUCUUUGAAAGCAGACUACCAGAAUGUGAACAGCUGGAGCUUCCAGGAUGAAUUAGGAAAAGUAUUGCUAGAUAUUUGUGAGUCGGUACCUCAUGGAGUUCUAUGUUUCUUUUCCUCUUACAAUGUGAUGCAUACACAAAUGGAAAGAUGGAAGAAGAACUCCAUCUGGAAUAGAAUCACUAGUAUAAAGCAUGUGUUCAUAGAGCCUCGUUUUGGAAGUGAUUUAAAUAGUAUUAUGAAUAAUUAUCGAGAAAUUAUAGGAGACACUUCGACUGGACCGAAAGGAAAAAUCAACGGUGCCUUAUUCCUAGCAGUUUUUAGAGGAAAAGUUGCCGAAGGAAUCGACUUUCGAGACGACGAAGCUCGCUGUGUGGUAACGGUUGGUAUACCGUACGCGGUAAGAAAGGAUCCGGUAAUUGAUAUGAAAUACAAAUAUAACGACUUAAAUACAGGGAGCUUGUUAAAAGGCUCAGAAUGGUACUCGAUCCAAGCGUUCAGAGCUUUGAAUCAAGCAUUGGGUCGUUGCUUGAGACACAUCAACGAUUGGGGGGCAGUAUUAUUAGUGGACGAAAGAUUUUUAUUGCCGUCUAACAAGGAGAAACUUCCGAAAUGGAUUAAAACAAUGUGGAUCACACAGAAUAAAUACGACUUGAGAAAACAACUUCGUGAUUUUGUUAGUAGACAGAAAGCCAGGGAAACCACAGCACAAUGUUCAUUAUGAUAUUAUGAAUAAUCAUUUUUCUUUAUGUUUUAAGCUAUUUUAUUUUACUAUAAAAUAUUUUACAAUAUAUAAAAUUAAGCAUA